This is a messenger RNA of Dicentrarchus labrax (European seabass), 3762 nucleotides long. RefSeq lists its product as uncharacterized. The record is from RefSeq and is a predicted model, not a curated record. The transcript is spliced from 2 exons. The coding region runs from base 227 to 1822 and encodes 531 amino acids. NCBI's taxonomy places the organism in Eukaryota, Metazoa, Chordata, Actinopteri, Moronidae.
GCUGUUUUGAAGUGGCGAUGUGACGUUCCGGACGUGAUGCGGAGAGCUCAGAGAAGUUAACCCUCCCUCAUAAACUUAGGUUUCACUUUUUGCAGCCAUGCCAGUGUGGUUUUCGUUAGCGAAGCAAAGUGCUAACGGACCACACUGUGUGAGUGUAGGCAGCUGGGAAUAUAGCGUCGCACCGCGUCCGUCUGAGCGCCGAGCAGGAGAAGCUUGGUGAAAGAGGAUGGAUGGAGUCAGCUGGAGCACCACGAGGGCCCCAGAGUCAUUCAGCCGAUCCGGGACAGCAGCAGACACUCUGUCCAAGCUGGCCAGUUUCAUCGCACGGGCUGAGACCAAACAGCACACACGAAACCAGAGGCAGCAGGCAUCCCACCUGCCCACAUACGUUUGUCAAGAAUGUGGUAAGGGCUUCCCUUAUGCAACAGAUCUGUUGCACCACCAGGAACUGAAGCACACAUUACCCAAGCCUCAUCGGUGUCCCUCUUGUGGGCAGGAGUUCUCCCUGAGGUCGUCCUUACAGCUACACAAGUGUGAUCGUGAUCCCUCCCUGUGUGAGCUUUGUUACGGAGAAUCACGGCUUGGUUCUCCAUGUCCUGCGUGUUCAACUCACACCACGGAUCCCGGCAGGCCGCAGGACAAGUCCCCUCACCGGCAGCCUCACCCCUUGGACAGUAGCCCUUAUGCAUGUGCCCCGUGUGGGAGGGGUUUUAGCCAGAAGCAGGCUCUGCUGCAUCAUCAGCAGGCUGGUUGCAGCGAACCACCGUCCCCGUCAGAUAUGGCUGAUGCCAGCAGCCUUCCAGAUGAUUCUCCACCGGUUUCUGAGGGAGACUCUACCCACUCCGAUUCGGAGUCCAGCAGGGGAGCUGUCAAUAUGUGCCAGUUCUGUUCGCGAAGCUUCCGCACAGAGGCUGGACUGCAGCGCCACAAACAGACCAGCCAUGCAGAGGAGCAGCGGAUAGCUCCACAGGGGCAAAAGACCAAAGGAGAAGGCACUGGUGGAGAAGCAUGGAAAGGAGGGAAUACCAAGGUGAAUGGAGAUGCAAUACAAAGGCCAAAAUCCAAAACGAAGCUUCUGAACUGCCGCUCUUGCGACAUGGUUUUCAGGAGCACCUCUAAGCUGUACCUGCACAGAAAGGAGAAGCACAGCAGAGAGAAAAACAUCCGGAGAGAGCCAAGGCCAGUCAUCAGCAAGCGCAGGAGGGGAGGUGCGUAUCCAUGUCAGAUCUGCGGUAAAAUCUUCGUCCAUCAUUUGUCACUUAGGGCACAUUACAGACAGCACACAGCCUCUGGCUUUACCACAAUCAAAGGCAAAAGCCAGUCUGAAGGGUGCACCACCAAAGACUCCAAGUUAUCAGAAAAUAGACCAAAUAAAGAAAGAACCAGUCUAGCAGGUAACAAGACUGUUAGGGCUGGUCCAGGGAGGCCCAGGAAAGUGGCCAGAGUAGAGAACAAAAGGACUGAACCAGGGGGAUGCAGAGAAGUGCCUGAAGUGAAGGAGGAGGAGGAGGAGGAGGAGGUUGAGAGAGAGUUCCCAUGCCCCUCCUGUGCAGAGGUUUUCUCUCUGCAGUCACAGCUAAGGGAGCACGUAGAGCUCCAUCAGUCGUCGGUGAAGAGGAGACAGUGCAGCGUGUGCACCAACGAGAUGGACACCUGUAAGUGGCCGGGAUCAAAGAGACACAGGCUGUACCACUGCGUGCCCUGCCAGCAGGGCUUCUCAGCACUAGACUCUUUCCUAGAACACUGUCAAGAGCACCUGCGAGUCCGGGUGGAGGAGGACAGCAUCACAGAGGGCUACACACAUCAGGCCAACAAAGCCUGAGAUUCAGUUUGAAUGUCAUCGACGAUUGCCUUUUUGCCUUGAAGGGUUAGAGAGCAGAGACAAAUGAUGUUGAUAAACCAGUUCAUUGAUUGAGCAUCCUGAACAUAUUUUUAAACCCACGCUGUUGGUUAAAUGUUAUCCAUACCAACAUAUCAAGGGUGAAAGAGAAUGGAUUGUUAAAGGACCAUACUGGGGUUUUUGCAUGUUUUAAUUAUUGCUUUUACUCUAAAUCAUACAUACUUCACUGCCAACCAUUUUCUAAAGCAUACCACACAUUUUCAAAUGUUUUCUACAUUCUAGCAGCCAUAUGUUUCUUUUUCAUUGCAGUAUGUAAAUUGAUUUGUGAGAGUUAGUUAACAUUUAAUGCUGAAUUUUAAAGGUCCAGUGUGUAACAUUUAGGAGGAUCUAUUGUCAGAAAUGGAAUAUAAUAUUCAUAAGUAUGUUUUCAUCAGUAUAUAACUGCCUGAAAAUAAGAAGUGUUGCAUUUCAGUUACCUUAGAAUGAGCCAUGUCAGUUGCCCGGAAAGAACAAAGCAAACACUGGCUGUAGAUAGGGCAGAUUUUCGCAUGUGGCGAUCUGCAGCAAUAGGAACUUUUUAAUACGUUUAAAAAAUGAACAUUUUAGUGUGUUCAUGUGUCUAUGGAAUGUUCCACCAUCUCUGAGUCACUUACAGAGCAGCAUUGCACUAACAAGCUAUGUUGUCGUAAAAAUCAAACAAGACAAAAAGUAAAUGUGGCCACUGCAAGAGGAUCACAUGUAUGUUUAGCAGACAGCUGUAAGAUAAAUCGGAGUAUCAACACACUAGUGGCCCUAUCUACAGCCAGUGUUUGGUUUGUCCCUGGGCUGCUGUAGGGUCUUGGUGGACUCCACCAGAAGAGGACCUCCUCUCUCUGUAGAUAAAAACAGAUCAUUCUAAGGUAACAAAAUCACAACAAUUCUUAUAUUGUGGUGAUUAUACAGUAAUGAAAACAUACCUAUAAAGAUUAUAUUCCAUUUCUGACAAUAGAUCCUCCUAAAUGUUACACACUGGACCUUUAAUGAAAUACACUGAAACCUGUGGCAGCCUGAAAAAACAUGCAAAAACACCAGUGUGCUUCUUUGAUAGUUUGCCAUUACUGUCAUGCCACUACUUAAUACAGUUGACCGUGCUUCCCAAAAACAUGUCAAAGUUGAGACGUGCCCGUACUCCUAACAGUGGGACUGAGGUCGUCUUGGUGAUUUUUGGGAAUUGAGGCCAUCUGCACAACCAUGAUACGUUCUCGCCAAAGCACUGCCAGAGACAUCUUGUUAGUCUAUUUUUACACCAGACAUCUGGAGUGCUUUAGCUAAUUAAGGUCAGAUUCUGCUGUAUUUUAAUUAUUUUUUUCUCUUAAAAAAUUGGCAGUAAUUAGAGAUAGAUUGGUGGGAAGUCUGGUGUGUCACUUUCUGGAUUGUCUCUGUCUUGUGUUGAACCUGGGUAUUUACACUUGAUCAUGACUGCAGAGUCUCAAGUGCUGUCCCAAGGUAUGAAUGAAAUCACAAAGUGUGAAAUGUGAACAUGAGUGUUUUUAUGUGCUGUUUCAAGGUUCUAACAUGUGGUAGUUGUUAUUGCCAUAAUCUAUAGAUUUCAAUGGCUGUCAUGUAUAGUUAACCCCAAUACAAUGCCUUUGGUUGUGGCCUGUCUUUGUAGCUGGCAUGUUCUCGGGUGAUAUUAACUAGCUAUGCAAACAGACUGAUAGCGGCACUUCUUGUUGUAUGUCUGUGAUGCUUGAGAAGUACGCUUUGGUGAAGGAACUAGAAUCAACAGGACUUCUUUUCUUUUUUUCUAAAGGAUUUUCAGCUACUGUGAAAAUGUAGAACAUUAUUUAAUAGGUUUUGAAGCUUCCACUUUUUCGAGGUCUUUUGUAAAUUAGUAUAUGGCUCUUUAUAGAUAACAUAAUAAAACUUAAUUCUCAUGAUGA